ACACUUGGUUAUCAGCUAGACACUAAAACAAAGAGCAAUUUAUCUCUUUUGCUGCCGAUUAAUUCGAGCUUGAUUUUGAGAAAUGGCAGCUCUGAGCUUCGAACUGCUGGCUUUUAUCUUCGGCCUCUUAGGAAAUAUUAUAUCCUUUCUGGUUUUCCUGGCACCCUUGCCAACCUUCUACCAGAUCUACACGAAGAAAUCAUCUGAUGGAUUUCAAUCAAUACCGUAUUCAGUAGCCCUCUUCAGUGCCGCCUUACUCUUGUAUUAUGCCUUUCUCAAGACCAACGCUUAUAUGAUCGUAAGCAUCAAUGGCAUUGGAUGUGUUAUUGAAUCAAUCUACCUCUUCCUCUAUGUGCUCUAUGCAUCCAAGAAAUCUAAGGUGUUCACAAUCGGGCUGGUGCUUAUAUUCAACGUGGGGGGCCUCGGUGUCAUCGUGCUGUUCUCCCUGCUCCUGGUAGAGGGACCUGACAGAGUCACACUGGUCGGAUGGAUAUGUGCUGCAAUCAACAUUGCUGUUUUUGCGGCUCCUCUAAGCAUCAUGAAACAAGUGAUACAGACAAAGAGCGUAGAGUUCAUGCCGUUCACUCUCUCAUUUUUCCUCACUUUAUGUGCCACCAUGUGGUUCUUCUACGGAUUUUUCGUUAGAGAUUACUACAUUGCUUUACCAAAUGUACUGGGAUUCCUACUUGGUUUUGCUCAAAUGAUGCUCUACUGCAUAUACAAGAACGCGAAGAAGGAAAGUGUUUAUGAACUCGACGAGCUCAAGGCCAAGAACAAAGGCCAGUCUGCCGAAGGGAAGCUCUAUACGCCAACCAAGAUCCAUAAGGCCGAUAGUAUCAACGGAAAAGAACUGGAACUGCACCAGGUCGUGGUUUCGACAGCACCAGAUCAUAAUUAACUUUUUUAACACGCUAAGUACGUAAUUAUCAUGUAUGACUAAAGUUUUAAUUUGUCAUUGUUCUUAGUUAGAAUCUGAGCGAUAUUAAAGGUCAUCCGACCUGUUGUAUGAGCUUUACAAUAAACACUGUCGAAAAUAUGAUCUGAUGAUUAACAGGUAGCCCAAAUUGUUCAGUUUCUC
Molecule: messenger RNA, 1078 nt
Organism: Daucus carota subsp. sativus
Lineage: Eukaryota; Viridiplantae; Streptophyta; Magnoliopsida; Apiales; Apiaceae
Product: bidirectional sugar transporter NEC1
Exons: 6
Coding region: 83-898 (271 amino acids)
Biological process (GO): carbohydrate transport
Cellular component (GO): membrane
Molecular function (GO): sugar transmembrane transporter activity
Source: RefSeq, a predicted model, not a curated record